AUGCUGAGACAUGCCGCAAUGCGGCGUGUGCGCCCAUCAUCGACUUGUGCUCUGUCGCAGAAAAGCGUGAGGGGCGCAGGUCUGCCGUUGGCGAGACUGCACUUCCUGACCCCGUUCAGAACCUUCCAUGGAGGUCCUUCUCUGCGCUGGCCAGCAGCAGGCUACGCUGCCACCUCCACCGUCACCGUCGGCCAAAGGCGGUGGAGUUCCGCGAUGCCUGGUGGUUGCCUGGAGAACUACCUGCAGCUAAAGGCUUCAGGCGACAUUCAGGAAGAUCCAAGGCAGGAGGUGUGCAUGAAGAUGCUGGACGACCUGGCGAAGGACUUGAUGAGCUAUUCCCCCAAGAUGACCCGAGCUGCCAAGCCCACCGGGCCAGCGCCCAGUUCCUCAGGCGGUGGUGGCGGCUUCUUCGGAGGCCUCUUCGGAGGAAAAGCCAAGCCAGCAGCCAAGCCAGCAGCUGCGCCGAAGGUCGAGGUCUCACUUAAGCCCGCGCCCGGCCAGAGAGGCCUGUACCUUUGGGGAGGCACCGGCACUGGCAAGACCUUCAUGAUGAACAUGUUCUACGACAAGAUCAAUAUCAAGGAGAAGAAGCGGAUCCACUUCCACGAGUGGAUGAUUGAUGUGCACACAAGAUUGCACAAGAAGCAGAAGGGCAGCAGUGCGAACAGGGACAACACAGCCGACGAUUUGGUGGAACAGGUGGCAACGGACAUGAUGAGGGAGGGCUGGCUCCUUUGCUUCGACGAGUUUCAGGUGACACAUAUUAGCGAUGCUAUUAUCAUGAAGCGCAUCUUCUCGGUGCUCUUCGAGCUGGGGGCCGUCGUCGUGGCAACUUCCAACCGUCCUCCACAGGACUUGUACCUGAACGGUCUCAAUCGCCCUCUUUUCUUGCCCUUUAUACCCAUGCUUGAAGACUUUUGCAAAGUGCAUGACAUCGGCGCAGAGGUGGACUACCGGAUGACCUCCACGCGCGAUGGGGAGGAUGACAGAGUUUACAUUACACCGAAUGGACCUGCCGAACAGAAAAUCUUGGAAUAUAAGUUUGCCAAGAUAUGCCAAGGGAAGUUCCGUACCGGCGCGCAGGUGGAGGCCCAGGGGCGCAAGGUCCUUGUGCCCCGCUGUGCGGAGAUGUCCGAUGUCGCCUGGUUUGACUUUUCCGACCUGUGCAACAAGGCACUAGGCGCAGCAGACUAUCUGGCCAUCGGGCAUGCUUUCCAUACGGUCUUCUUGGCAAACGUCCCCAAACUGACCAUGCAAGAGCGCGAUCAAGUUCGACGCUUCAUCACCCUAAUCGACUCUCUUUAUGAGUGUCAUACCAAAGUGGUCUGCACAGCAGAGCUCGAUCCGAUCCCAUUGUUCUAUGUCUCUGAGGAGGAGCGAAAAACUUCAAUUGCAGAUGAGAUUUUCGCUUGGGAUCGCACGGUAAGCCGGCUCAUGGAGAUGCAAUCCACCACCUACUUGAGUGCAGCCUCCCGGUCCCUCAGCAGCGAGCAAUUCCUGGGACAGUACAAGCUCAAGAGCCUUUCAGAUGAGGACUUCAAGGACAUGUGGAGGCGCUAUGACCAAGAUGACAGCGGCCACCUGGACAUGGACGAGCUCAGGCUCUUCCUAGAAGAUCUUUUGGAGAAGCAGCAGGGACAUCGGAAUCUGUCCGACGAGUUGUUCGAGAUUUGCCGCGAUGCUAUCGAUGCAAAUUCCGAUGGCGAAGUGAGCUUUGAAGAGUUUCAGGAUUAUUUGUCUGAUUACUCCACGAUCGAGUCUGCACUCGGUGGUGGUUUGCCAGCAGCAUCUCAAUGCACUGAGGCUUUGGGAUGUGUGACAGAGGCUGUCCAGCCGGAUCCUCACAACCGGAUACCAGCUCAGGGUUUACAGUUGUUCAUUCCGCACUGUCAGUGUGCAGGGCGCCUGCUCCACUCUAUAAACCCUGAAGCCAAAACCCUACUUGGAGGGGCAGGGGACUUAAGUAGGGUUAUAAUUGGGGUAGCUCCAUUUAGGGUACUUAGAACUCUACGUAUAACCUACCUUCUAAGUCCCGUGCCCCUCCAAGUAAACCCAUGCCUAAACCCUAAACCAAGCAGUUCUGAAGCCUUUCAUGCCCGGAUUGACCCAGGCACAGUGGUACUCCAGAAGAGGCCAUGCCUGAAGAUGCCGACAGCCUCUAUCAAAGCUGGAAAAGAGGGACCCUUAAUGGGGACCCCUACCCUACAAUGGGCUAUAUAA
Molecule: messenger RNA, 2220 nt
Organism: Symbiodinium sp. CCMP2592
Lineage: Eukaryota; Dinophyceae; Suessiales; Symbiodiniaceae
Source: the annotation of a GenBank genome assembly